Messenger RNA from Schistosoma guineensis, 3687 nucleotides. The record is from the annotation of a GenBank genome assembly. Lineage: Eukaryota; Metazoa; Platyhelminthes; Trematoda; Strigeidida; Schistosomatidae.
AUGAAUGUAACUAAUAAUGUGGUAGUGACACCAGCACAUCUACUGACAUUAUUACCUGGAGCUAUUCCACCUGAAUCAACAAAUUAUUUCUAUGGGAAAAUUACACGUGAACAAGCUGAAGAAUUAUUAUUUACACAUGGAGCUAACGAAGGUCUAUUUUUAUUACGUGAAUCAGUAAAUAGAAAUUACGCUGUAUCUAUAUGUCAUUUGGGUCGUGUACAUCAUUACAAUGUGGAACGACAAACAGAUUGUUCGUAUAGAAUUCAAACAGGCCAUAAAUUUGUUGGUCCAGUUGAAUUAGUUCAACAUCAUUCAACACAAUUGGAUGGUUUUCUUACAUUAGCUCAAUUACCAUUAAAUCGUCCAGUUGGUAUGUCACCAAUUGUUUUACAAGGUUUAAAUGCUAACGAUUUGGAACAUAAUUUACGUUUAAAAGCUAUAGAAAUGGGAUUAAAAGGCCAAAGUGUUGAAGAAGCAUUAAAUGGUCCAAUGCGUAAUCAUUUACGCUUUUUAGUGAUAAAAGAUUUACAUUUAUUACAACCAUGGUAUCAUCAUACUAUAAGACGAUAUGAAGCUGAAUCACGUUUGGCUAGUGAAGGAAAUCAAGACGGUGCAUUUUUAGUUCGUUAUCGUAAAGAAGACAGAACAUAUGUAUUAAGUUUAACAAGUCAAAAUGAACCAAAACAUUAUCGUAUUGAAGAAUAUUUAAGUAGAUGGUCUAUAGAAGGUGGACAAUAUUUUGAAACCAUCAUGGAACUAAUUGAUCAUUAUCAUUUUCGUCAAGAUGGAUUAUUAUGUAAAUUACAAAAACCAAUACCAGUAUCGAAUUUCACACGUUCAUUUUCAGGUUCCGGUGGUGUAUCAAAAAUUACAACAAAGGAUGACUUCAAGAUUCCUAUUAUUUCCGAUAAAAAUCAACAGUUUAAACCACAGACAAUUACGUCAAAUAAUUGGAAUGGUAGUCAUUCAUUGCCAUCUCUUAAUUCAAUUCCAGUCACUGGAGUUAAUCCAUUUAACAAUAUUACUACUACUAAUAUACAAUCUAUAGUGAGUAACGGUGUAAACGAUACAAUAACCUCGAAAACAAUAACACCGGUGACCACUACUGUUACUAGUAUCACUACCACUACUACUACCUCUACUAUUAACAGUACUCCUACUCUUGCUACAAAUCCAAGCAGACAAGAUUUAAUUUCAUUCAAUGAAUGGCCAAAUGUUACAAUGCUUUUAUCCAAUCAAAAUUCAUCAAAUGAGAUAAUAAGAACAACUGGAUCAAUUGUUCCAGGAGCUAAUACAACGAUAACAGCAAAUGAACAAGCUUGUAAUUUUAUAAAUCGUUAUCCAAAUUCACAAACAUCAUUCACUCCAUCCAUCGUUAAUUUAUCAUCUAGACAAACACCAUUAAAAAUGACUAACAGUAAUAAUGAUAAUAAUAAUAACAAACAUCUUUCAUCAAAUCGUUUAAUUCAAACAUCCACAGCAAAAGUUACAACAACAACCCUAGCGGAAUCGGCAAUGGUUACAACAUCAAAUUCUGGUAAUUUCACAAAUGCUAUGUUAAUAGGAUCUACACUUAUACCACAAAUGGCCUUAUUCGAUAGAGAAAUAAAUGAAGUUACUAAAUUAAUGAAUGGACAAGCUACAUCUGUUAGUAAUAAUACACAUAAUACUACUAUGAGUAGUAAUGCUAACGUAAAAGAUUCACGUGUUGGUUGUUUAAAACCGAUCAGAUUAAACGAACCAUUAACAACAAUGAGUAAAGCAUUUGCUGAAGUGGACAAUGCUAUUGCACAAGUUGUAUCAAAUGCUUUCUCUUCUUCGUCUACUAACAGACAAUUAAUAUCACCAAUAACUGGUACAAUUACAAAUGUUAUAACAACUACCACUACAGUAAUGACAACUAUGAUUGCACCAAGUACAGAUAAUUUGAAGAAUAAUAGUUGUGUUAAUACUCAUUUUAUACAUAAUCACUGUAAUCAUACCACUGCUAAUAAUACUAUUGAUCAUCAUAAUGAUAAUGUGAAUAUUAUUGACAAACGUAUCACUAAUACUAUUAUUAAUAGAGAAUUCCCAACACAAACAUUACAUUUUCCUCCGAUAUUGGAUACACCAUGGGAAGAACCAGAUUGUAGUGAAGAACAUGCACAAAGUACAUCCAGUAGUGGUGGAUCAUUUGGUGGUGGCUUUGAUAGUUGUAGUAGUGGUGCUGGAAGUUGUGGAAAUUCUGGACUAACACCAACUAAUACAAAUUUAUCCACAUUUAUUGGAAAUAAUCCAUUUUUACCAUUGAUUAGUCCAACGUUAACGCGUCGUACUUCUUCAUUGAAUAAUUCAAAUCAUUUAAUGAAUAAAAUAAAUUUUACAGAUAAUAAUAAUAAUAAUGAAACACCUUGUUCAACUACUACUACUAAUAAUAAUAACAGUAGUAGUAAUAAUAAUACUGUUGGUAAUAUCGGACCAAUAGAAACUCAAUCAAGUCGUAGCGCUUGGGCAAAUGCAAUCAGUCCAGAGAAUGCUCAACAAAUUUAUGAUGAAUUGCCACCAUCGAAUUUCUUGUUAAACUCACAAACAGUAACACUGAAAGAACGAUUAGGUGGAGGAAAUUUCGGUCAUGUGGUCAAAGGUUUGUAUCGUACUCCUUCAGGACAAGAAGUACCAGUUGCAGUGAAAACUCUGAAACCAAAUCAAAUUGUCAAUUCUGGUGAACGUGAAAUUCUCGCUGAAGCACGUACAAUGGCUCAGUUGAAACAUCGACAUAUUGUAAGAUUAAUUGGUGUAUGUAAAGAGGAACAAUUUAUGCUUGUUCUUGAAUUGGCGCCUUUAGGUCCAAUUAAUAAAUAUUUGAAAAAACGCCCUGAUGUCAGUGUGCAUACACUGACUGAACUGAUGCAUCAAGUUGCAUUGGGUAUGGCUUAUUUGGAAUCGUGUAAAUUUGUACAUCGAGAUUUAGCUGCUCGUAAUGUCCUACUGGUUACACGUCAUUUUGCAAAGAUUAGUGAUUUUGGAAUGAGUAAAGCAUUGAAUUUCGGUAGUGAUUAUUAUCGGGCUGCAACGGCUGGGAAAUGGCCUCUAAAAUGGUAUGCACCUGAAUGUAUAUAUUACUUUCGAUUUGACUCAAAGUCUGAUGUAUGGAGUUAUGGUAUAACUUUAUGGGAAGUUUACUCCUAUGGUGAAAGACCAUAUAGAGAUAUGAAAGGUGCACAAAUAUUGGCAAUGUUAGAUCAAGGUCUACGUUUAUCACGACCAAGUCGAUGUCCAGAAUCAAUCUAUAGUGUUAUGCAACAAUGUUGGAAUUUUGAAGGUGUACAUAGACCGACAUUUGCAGAACUUGUCUUAACAAUAUCACGUAUUUUAAGAGCAAUGCCAUCACCACAAGCAAAUAUUUGCAUUCCCAAUCAUCAUCAUAGUAAUAAUAGUGGUAGUACUAAUAUUAAUGCCAGUAAUAAUAAUAAUGUGUUAUCAAGUAAUUUAUCAACAAAGUUUGAUCAUUUACAUUCACCUACUCAUCAACAUAACAGUAAUAAAAGUGAUAACACUAACAACACCACCACCAUCAUACACAACAAUAAUACUGGUCUACAUCCAAUUGAAUUUAGUCCAUUAAGACGUCUUGGUGGAAUCGGUACAAGUGCAAGUUCCGGUGGAAGUGGUGUAAACAGUGGUGGAAGUGAUGGUACAUCAUUUUAA